This is a messenger RNA of Hippocampus comes (tiger tail seahorse), 1762 nucleotides long. It is a transcript of the gene shisa4, whose product is annotated as shisa family member 4. NCBI's taxonomy places the organism in Eukaryota, Metazoa, Chordata, Actinopteri, Syngnathiformes, Syngnathidae. Bases 191 to 838 code for a protein of 215 amino acids. The record is from RefSeq and is a predicted model, not a curated record. The transcript has 5 exons.
UUUCUAGCGAACCCGUGAAAGCACCGCCAUCAUCCGAGCCGGGGUUGAAAGACGUCACAGUGUGUUAGUGUGUCAUUUUCGACGAAUAAACCACCGUUCGCCGAAACGCCUCGUUUUUCCUCUCCAGCUUGGAUAAUGUGUGACAACAACAGUUAGUCAUCAAGUCAUUUUUUUUGUCUUCGGGACGAGAAUGGCGUUUCACACGGGUACGAGCGCAUCAGUGGUACUGUCGACGACAACGACUGCCGUUGUGUUGGCGAUGCUAGCCGUUGUCCUUUGCUCCACUCCUGUUGGAGCCAAUGAGGACUGCCUGUGGUACGUGGAUAAGAACGGCACGUGGCACAACGGCUUCGACUGCCCACUCAUCACCUUCUGCUGCGGAAACUGUCAUCGCCGCUACUGUUGCCUGGACGCCUUCAAGAUGAUUACAGAGCGCGAACAGAAGCGCUGCAUGCUCUUCCAGUUCAGUCCGACUACAUUAGCUGGCAUCGCCUCAUCCAUCCUGCUCUUCGUGGCCAUCAUCGCCACCAUGGUAUGCUGCUUCAUGUGUUCCUGCUGUUAUCUCUACCAGAGAAGGCUGCAGCGGGGCAGGACUCCUUAUGACACCCAGCAGAUCCCAAUGGCGAGCUACCCCGUUGAGCCACUCUACGACGCCUACGGAAAACCACUCGGGCCGUCCGAGUAUCCGCAUGCGGGCUUUGCUAUGGCGCCCCAGUACCCGGGCAUGCCUUCGCAGUACCCCGUGAUGCAGCCUGGACAUUAUCCUCCUCCCCAUAUGGAUCCUGCAUACAGCCAAGCUCCUCCACCGUACUCUCCUCCGCAGUAUCCUGGUCACUGAUCACGUAAACACACACACACACACACACACACACACACGCACACACACACACACACACACACAUUUAUUGAAAGUGGUCAGUGACAGCGAAGGGAGAAAGGGGACUGUUGAAAAAAAAGAAAAGACAUCUCGCACACACCUCAACAAAAAAUGCUUUAGUGUUCAUUCAGCAUAAAGAUAAAAAUUCUAUAAUAUAUUAGUUUUUUGAAGUCUAACAACAUUUCCACUUGUGUCCUCCCUUUUGCAAAUUGAGUGUGAUUGCACAGUGUGUGGUCAGCCGUUGAAAAGACUCUUUCUUUGACCCAAGCUGCAGUAAAUCUGACUAGAAAGUGGCCUCGUUAACCCGCUGCGCUUUGACUUUCCUAUUGUUAAAUGGUUUUGGUGAACCAAAGUCGCCCAGAAGAUGGGAAAGUGCAUCCAAAUAUUUGACAGGUUGAAAUGUUUGGAUGAGUUGUACACCGCUACUGGGAUCACAGGGUAUGUACGUUGUGACGUUCCAUCGUUUGGUUGUUUUUGGUUUUUUUUUUUUCGUUCUAUUAUCCUUUCCCCAAAUACAUUUUGACGCUUGCUGUCAAGUAGUGUAAAUGUGACAUGAAGCAACACACUAGCUCAUCUCUGUGACUGAUCCACAAAUAUGAUUUCAUGAUGUCUGUCAUUUAAGAGUAAUGGCUUUGGUACAAAGCAGUUUUCAAGUGCCAUGCUGAAAAGAAAAAUUUAGGAAAAAAAAGUUUUUUUCAUGAGAACUAAGUCUUAAUAUUAUGCGAAACGUUUUAAAAAAAGAACAAGACAAAUGUUGGUGGAAGUGAAAGUCAGGGAGGGAUGAAGUCAGAAAUUUUACUAGAAAUCAGAAGUUAAUUUUUUUGUUUAUAAAGAUGUCAAAAGAGCAAAGAUGUAGUUAUAAUAGAAUACCAUAAAUAUGUAAUA